This is a messenger RNA of Psammomys obesus (fat sand rat), 3086 nucleotides long. It is a transcript of the gene Gimap8, whose product is annotated as GTPase, IMAP family member 8. Gene Ontology annotation, molecular function: GTP binding. NCBI's taxonomy places the organism in Eukaryota, Metazoa, Chordata, Mammalia, Rodentia, Muridae. Gene Ontology annotation, cellular component: endoplasmic reticulum. The transcript has 5 exons. The record is from RefSeq and is a predicted model, not a curated record. The coding region runs from base 158 to 2245 and encodes 695 amino acids.
UGUAGGAUAUGCUUCUAUAAACCUCUUUCUUCCCAGAAACACUUGGAAAUCCUCCUGCCAGACAGACUGGGUUCUGAGUGACCUGGUGAAUCCUUGACUCUCCUUGGGUGGCUCCUGGCUCUCUUUGGGAAUCAGUUCCACCGGCCUAUGGCCAGAGAUGGCCACUUUGCCCCACCAAGAAGCACUUGGAAGAAGUCAGGGGGCACACAGGUGUGAAACAUCAAUAGGACAGGAGGAAGGACCAAGCGACCGCAGGAGCCAGGAGGACAAUUUCAGCUGGAGCCAGGGACCAUCCACACUGCGGCUCCUCCUUCUAGGGAAACAUGGUGCAGGCAAAAGCGCCACAGGAAACACCAUUCUGGGCAAAGCCGUGUUCGAGUCCAAGUUCAGUGAUCCUGUGGUAACCAACAGGUGCCAGAGUGCGAAUGUGUUGGUGAGAGAGGAGUGGGUCACGGUCAUCGAUACCCCGCCUCUUUUCUCACUGGCCUGUACGGAGGUUAGGCCUCAGAUCCUGCAGCAGAUCUUGGAGCUCUCGGCUGAUGGUUUCCAUGCGCUGCUCCUCGUCACUCCCAUUGGCCACUAUACAGAGGAGGACAGAAAGACCAUUGAGGGCAUCCAGGAUGAGUUUGGCCCUGGAGCCUACAGACACAUGAUUGUGGUCUUCACUCGGGAAGACGAGCUUGGUGAGGACUCAUUGCAAGACUACAUCGACAGCAAGAAGUCUCUUAAGGAGUUGCUUGAAAAUGUUGGAAGUCGAUACUGUACUUUCAACAACAAGGCAGACGAGGAGACGCAGGAACUGCAGGUGUUCCGGCUUCUUGAUAGGAUCAAGAGUUUGAUGGCAAAAAACCCUGGGCCAUAUUUCGUGCCCUUGAAAAUGGAAGGCAGUGGAGUGCAGGGUUGUGAGAAUAGAGGGACAUGUGAAGGAGACGAUCUGUGUGGUCCAGAGAAGAGGCAGCCUCAGAUCACAGGACCUGAUCAGGAUUCAGAGGUGCCAGAACUGAGGGUCCUCCUCAUAGGGAAGCGAGGUGUUGGGAAAAGUGCAGCAGGAAACAGCAUUCUGGGGAACCAGGCCUUCAAGACUGGAUUCAGAGAGCAGCAUCAGGUCACCCAGACCUUCACAUCGCACAGCAGGAUCUGGAAUGGGAAGAAAUUUCUGAUCAUUGAUUCUCCAGAGAUCUCAUCUUGGAAGCUUAAUGAGUCUGAUGUCAAGAAGCAUACCUUCCCUGGUCCUCAUGCCUUCCUACUGGUGACACCACUGGGCUCUUCCAUAAAGAGUGAUGACAAUGUGUUUGGUAUCAUCAAACAUAUUUUUGGAAAAAAAUUCACCAAGUUCACAAUUAUUCUUUUUACCAGGAAAGAAGAUUUUGAAGAUCAGGCUCUAGAUACGUUAAUAAAGGAAAAGAGUGCUCUCUUUGAUCUCGUUCUUAAAUUUGAAAAAAGAUACACAGCUUUCAACUACCGGGCAACUCUAGAGGAGAAGCAGAGCCAGGUGGACAAACUCCUGAACAACAUUGAGAGCAUGGUGCAACACAAUGGUAACAAGCCUUGCAUCUUCAGAGAGAAAGAACUCUUAAACAUCAUCCUCUUGGGAAGGAGUGGGACUGGAAAGAGUGCAACUGGGAACACUAUCCUGGGGAGAACUGCCUUCGUCUCUCAGCUCGGAGCUCAGCCAGUCACCAGUAAAAUUAAGAGUGACAGGACCACAGUGGACUGGCAGGAUAUUGUGGUUGUGGAUACUCCAUCAUUCAUCCAGCUGCCUGAUAUUCAAAAGGAUCCUUCCAGAUUAAAUGAGGAGGUCAUCCAAUGUCUGUCUCUCUGUGAAGAAGGCAUGAAGAUUUUUGUGCUGGUACUCCAAUUGGGACGGUUCAUCCAAGAAGAUGAGGAAGCAGUGGAGCAACUGGAGGCCAUUUUUAAAGAACACGUUGACAUUAUGAAAUAUAUGAUUGUUCUGUUUACACGGAAAGAAGAUCUAGGGGAUGGGGACCUUCAUGAUUAUACUAAUAACACAAAGAACAAAGCCCUUAGAAGAAUACUCAAAAGGUGUAAGGGGCGAGUUUGUGCUUUUAAUAACAAAGAAACUGGUCAAAACCGGGAAACCCAAGUGAAAAAUCUGUUGACAAUAGCCAAUGGUCUCAGAAAGACAUAUGAGGAGCAUCCAUUUUCAUGGGUGAAUUUUGGCUAUCAAUUAAAAACAACACUAGCCAACAAAUUGCUAGGCCAUCAAAACAAUGAGCCCAAGUGAGCAGUUAAAAGUCCUGGGACAAUUUAGGGAUGCCGUUAGACAGAGGUGGGUUGCAUAGGGGUGGCAGGACAAAGUUCAUAACUUUGAAUGCUGAGGGAUAAAUGUGUCUCAUGUUGGAUAUAGGAAUUUUGUAAAUAAAUUGUCAAGUGAGGCCAAGCAGUAAGGAAUUAGAGAACAAAGAGAAUAAGGUAGAGAAUUUGGAAAUUGUCUUAAAUAUCAAGAUAUUAAGGGUCAAAACCACUUCAACAGUGUUGCUCAGAUAAAGUCAGGACUGAUACAAUAGCCAAGGCUCAGAUCAAUAUUGAUCCAAAUAAGACAGUACCCCAAGAACCAGGGUAUUCAGACACACACACACACACACACACACACACACACACAGCACAGGCAUGCCCAGCAUGCCCUUGGGCAUGGCAGAAAGUGGAUGUGAGCAUCAACAUUCCAACAUCAUUCUGUCUUUGUGCCCAGCUUCACUGGUAUGUGAAAUUUAUUUCAUGGUAUUCAGUACAUGGCUGAGAAGAUCUACUGGAAGUUUCCUGAGGUGAAAUGAACAGUAUGAAAUCUUCUCCAAAAGUCUAUUAAGGGUCAGACAUUUUAAAGAUCAGCUGCUUUCAUAUGUCCAUUGAGGAUAAAUGUGUUUAGUUACCUUCAAUAUUAAUCUACUGGUAAAGUCUGAGAAUUAAUGUAUAUUUUUUAUAUUAUACUUUAUUUUAGCUGAGAGGCUAAGAAGUGAUCCAACUACCAUUGGAUACCCCAUACUUUUUAACACUGUAAUCUCUCGAAAAAUGUAUGUGUAAAUAUUGAGUUGAAUCAGACAAUAAAGAUGAACUGGAUUAUGACUUUA